Sardina pilchardus (European sardine) is the source of this 1273-nucleotide messenger RNA. RefSeq lists its product as uncharacterized. The record is from RefSeq and is a predicted model, not a curated record. NCBI's taxonomy places the organism in Eukaryota, Metazoa, Chordata, Actinopteri, Clupeiformes, Clupeidae. The transcript has 6 exons. Bases 49 to 1194 code for a protein of 381 amino acids.
GCUGGCGCAUAUUUUAAGUAUUUGGAAUGAAUCAGUGGAUGUUCUACCAUGGCUGCCAUCGAGAUCCACGCUAAGUACAUCACUGAGCUGUUUGGAGCAGGCAAGACGCAUUCAGAAAUGUCUUCCACAUUGAAGCAACAUGGAGUUAAGAUGUGCUCAGAGAUGAGUAUUCGAAGAUUCUGUGAGAAACACAACCUAAGACGCAAAGGAUUGGUUACCGAUACAGAGUUGGAAAGAGCUGUAUUGGGCUCGAUACGUGAGACAGGCCCAUCGUACGGCCGCAAGUUUAUGACUGGGUACCUGGCGUCGGGGGGAGUGCGUGCGGCAGAACGUCGAGUCGGGAAGAAUCUGAACCCCAUCCCCUAUCAAGGCCGCUACAUGGGCCAUAAACUGCAUAUGGACCAAAAUGAAAAGUUGGUCAUGUUUGGCGUGACUCAUGUCCUAGCCAUGGAUGGAUACAGUGGUAACAUAGUCGCUCAUUCCAGUAUGCCUGUUAAAAACAACCUGGUCAUCUAUGAGGAAGUCUACAGAUCUGCAGUGAUGCGUUAUGGGAUGUGGGAUCAACUCCGCGUUGAUCAUGGCAGGGAGUUUUACCUGUGCCUGUACAUGCAAGAGAAGUUAUCAGGACGUAGACACAACACCAGUGGCCCACCAUACCGACAAACUGCAUCUACAAUGAAUCAUCGCGUGGAGAGGAUAUGGUCAGAGGUGAACCAACGAGUGAAUUAUCCACUGAAAGAAGCCCUAAUUCAGCUAAUUCAGCUGCAGGACCAUGAACAGAUUGAUAUUGAGGAUGCUUUAACUAAAUACUGCACCUCAAAUCUUACCCGCACGUUAAGUGAGAUAGGCUUAUGCAGAAUGAUUCAAGCAUGGAAUGCCCACAGAGUACCAGGACGUGGGAUACCCAAUGACCUGGUAGCAGGUGGCUGUCCUGUCAAAAUCACAGAGGCGCUACUUCCCAGUGCCUCUAUCGUGGCCAAUAUGUAUGAAGCGGAGUUGGGUUCCUCGCUGACUUGGGCAUCUGAAUUUGCAAAUGACCCUUUUCCAUCUGAGGAGGACAAAUGUCAUGUGGAGGAGAUGUUUGCACACCAAUACCCUGAUGUCUCGGUGUUGUUUAAUGACGCUGUAAAUGCCAACUACAUACCGCUUCAAAACGCAUUGUGCAACCUUAUAGUUACCCGAAGACAGAUAUAAAUACACCUGUGUACCCAGCUGUUAGUGUAUGGCCAGAAUUCUUUGUAUUUGUACAAUUGUAAUAAAGGUAAAAAAUAUA